AGCUCAUCUAGCGGCAUCUCAGCGAGCCUUGAAGGCUCUCCACACACAGGUAUCUUCUUCCUCAGCAUUCUUCGUCUCACGCCUUCUCCUUGGUCGGCCGCAGCGGGAAAAACCGACCCAGCACCACUUGCGCCUCGGCUAACACCUGAGACAAGACACACGCGACACAGGAGACGGAUGGAAUGCACGGAUGGAUGGGCGAUAGCGUUGCUUACCGCAGCGCACUCAUUCUCAUCGGCAUCAGGCAGGUCCCCAUGCUUGAGCAUGGUCACAAACCGUUCGGGAGUGCUUGUGCUGAACCUGACAUAUCCACACACGCACCAUUGCGCGUUCUUCUGCUGGUGUGAUGUCUGCCUUGCGUGCGCACCCGGCCGUGUGUGUGGCGUUCCUGAUGCCCUGCUGCACGAGUGACUGCCAUGGUGGCGCGGGAGACGAAGGGGAGGGUGGCUGCAAAUACGGCUGGGGAGGGGGAUGCACCAAAGUGGGGUCGAUCUCACUCCUGCAUGCAGUCAUUCGCAGAUGGAUGGAUGGCUCUAACCCGCCCUCACGUCUAUCCUUCUCUGUCUUCUGUCUAUUGUCUACCAGUGGUGUUGGGGUAUGUCGUGCUGCAUCCUGCACUGCAGCCAUGCAAGCGACCACAGGGCAUGAAGACCCAGGCCACACCCCCUUUCAGCGUCGCCGCACUCCCACACAAAUCGACUCUGCAGUGAACAACACACACAUUGUGUCCAUCCAUUCAUCGCACAGUGGCCGUCUGGCGCUUCUGACCUUUAUCCUCCCAGCGGCCCUCAUCGCUCUCACAGCCGGAUCGUCCCAGGGCAACGGCGCAUCGACGUCAUCAUUGCCAGUCUCUCCCUUGUUGAUGUUGUUGGCCGGUGUGUCGUCACGUGUGCCGUCGCCCUCCUUGCUGGCUACUUCGGCGGUGGAUGGGCUGAUGGUCUCGAGCAGCGACGCGCGGAGGUCCUCGUACUCACCCAUGGCGAAAUCUGAGAGCGAGGGGUGCGUGUUGUACAGCCAUCUGUGUGUGUGUGUGUGUGUCAGCUGCCCACCGAAUAGCCGCAGGUGUGUGUCGAUGCUCAGUGGUUCCUCCAUGUGCUUGGAAUCGUCAUACACCUGCACGGACGAGCACCGGUCCGUCGGUAUGGCGUGUUGAGGUCGGGUUGUGUUGACUGGCUGAAUCAAUUGCUGACCCUCAUGGCCUCUUCCAGGGGAUUCGCAUCUGCCGGCAGCCUCAACAUCGCCUCUAUCGCAAAGGCAUACGUCUUCCCCGACACAGGCAGCUGCCUGCACGCCCACACUCACUCACACAGCCACAUAUAGAUGAGAAAUGGCACUGAUUGCCUCUCUGGCUUGUGUGUAGCGUAGCGCACAAACCAGUUUUCCCUGCAGACUUGGAGCACUUGGCGGACCCUCCAGUACUCCUGGCGGUCCAGGUAGUGGUCCUGAUGGAUCAGAACAGCAACACACAAAGCCAUCGACGUGUGUGGAUGGACUCACUACAUAUAUCAGCCGAUGUGUGUACCAUGAUGAGGUGGAUCAUGAAGGACGAGGGCGGGUGGCUCAGGAACGCAUUGAAGCUACGCAACACCUGUACCAAAGCACCACAGCAGCAAACACUCCCGAAGGCACAUGACGCGUGUUGGCCAUACAUGGUUUGCGUCUACCGCACCUCCAGAGGUUCAUCGAGGUUGUCAGGCUGUGUGGUGAGUGUGAGCGUUAUGAGUCUGUCCGCCGUCUGCUGGUGGUCGUGCGGCCGGCCCAGGUUGUAGUAGAGGUUCAGCGCCCACAGACCCACUCGAUAAUCAUACUCAUCCUGACACCUGAGGCGCACACACCAACCGCACAACACAGAGAUGCCGUCCACUGCACAUGUGCUCUGUGUAUCUGUGUGCGCGCCUACACUCUCCAGACGCGAAAGAGGUGUUGCGGUCCGAUCUGCGGCCACAGGUGCUGCCUGUGCAGGAGCGUCUCCUUGAGCUCUGACGCAGCCAGCUCCGCCUUGGUCAGCUGGCGCAACACAGUCUCGCCGGUCGGCAGGCGUGCAUGCGCAGACCGAGAUGUGUGUAGCCUGCGCUCACACACGCACACAAGACCAAUGCGUUGCUGAUGAUAUGAUUUGCACGCAUUGGUCCUUACUCCCGUGGUUGCGGCUGCUGUGAUAUGGCCGACUGGGGUGGUGCAAGCCUCCUGGCCGGUCCCCGGCAGCCAGCAAUGAGUGGGACGCGCGUCAUCAUAACACUUAGGGUUUGUAGGUGUAGGGUUUAGCCCGCACCACUGAAUUCGCGACGAGAGACGGCUCUUUUUUGGCACGGACACAGCACUUUCACCUGUUUUCCCCGCUCGCCCCACGGCCACCUACACGAUUUGCCCCUUCUGCCCCACUUUUGCCCCUUUUGAGUGCGGCAGAACCGCAACACAACAUCAUGCUGCCGCUGCCGCCGAACUUUGCGAGGAGGUCGUCGGCGACGGUCGCCCUGACGGUAGGCUGGCG
Molecule: messenger RNA, 2491 nt
Organism: Vitrella brassicaformis
Lineage: Eukaryota; Vitrellaceae
Source: the annotation of a GenBank genome assembly